Messenger RNA from Rhipicephalus microplus (southern cattle tick), 1140 nucleotides. RefSeq lists its product as uncharacterized. The record is from RefSeq and is a predicted model, not a curated record. Lineage: Eukaryota; Metazoa; Arthropoda; Arachnida; Ixodida; Ixodidae.
AUGCUGUCGCUGCGACUAUCGGUCCUCCUGCCGCUGUUGGUGGCGCCGUCGGGCGGAGCCCGCUGGGCCUGGGGACCCAAGGCGGAGCUCUCGCAGUACCUGCAGAACAUAUCGUGGCAUCACGACUCGCAUCUCUCGGAAGAGUUGCGCAAAUCGGUGCGGGACAUCCUCGAGCGACAGCCAUCACCAGGCCUGCUGCACCAGCGUCGAGUGCCAUUUCGGCCAAUCGGUGAUCUGCAGGCAUUCGGCAGGGUGGCAACGAAGGAGUCCCGGCAGCCGAGGAUCCGACCGGAACACCGUUCGGGAACGCCUGUUGGCGGUUCCAUUCUUGCUGCCAACAACAGCCCGCCAAACAUGAAAUUCGAGAAAGGCAAGCCGCACAUCUACGAUGUACACCUCGGCAAGGGCCUACAACUGUACUGUAGCGUCGCAUACCAGUCACAAGUGUCCAUAUUCUGGACGCUAAAUGGCAAACCACUGGAAGACUACGACUCCCUGUCUGAGGAGACUGUGUCGGAGGGGCGUGUUUCCAGCGUUUUCAUCAAGAGUUUGACGCGUUUGCCAACGAUGACUGGGGUGUACACGUUCAACUGCACCACUCUAACUGACUACGACCUGGCCACUGUGCACGUCGACGUGACCGUGCCGCUGAGCGACGCAUGCAAGGAAAAGGGCUCAGAGUGCACCGAGCGGAUGGCCGUCUGCAAAGGCGCGUCGUGUGUCUGCGAUGGCUACUACAAGGUGCGACUCCUCUCAAAGCACGUGACCUGCCGCAGUGAAGCAUACCUGGAGACGCCUUGCAUGUACGAUGAGCAGUGCUUAAACACUACCGAACACAGCGAGUGCACCAGCCGAGGAUGGUGCGCCUGCUUGAAGGGCUACGGUCGCACUGAGGACCACAAGUGCGUGCCUAAGGUCGGCGCGCGUUCGCGUUGCAACUCGGAAGAGGAGUGUGCUGAUUAUGACGCUACGUGCAUACUAAAUCACUGCACCUGCUUUAGCCACAAGAAGGAACUUAACGACCGCUGCGUGAACCUAGCCGAACACUUAGAAGGAAACAAGCUGCCGUAUGGUAAUGGAGUCCGCCCAUCCCCGGUGGCGGUGGUCGUGGUUCUAGCCGCAAUACUUAAGUUAGCGUAG